Molecule: messenger RNA, 492 nt
Organism: Schizosaccharomyces octosporus yFS286
Lineage: Eukaryota; Fungi; Ascomycota; Schizosaccharomycetes; Schizosaccharomycetales; Schizosaccharomycetaceae
Exons: 2
Coding region: 1-492 (163 amino acids)
Source: RefSeq, a predicted model, not a curated record
AUGUCAUGCCAUGCCAUGCCAUGUUUGUGUCCUGCUCUGCCCUGCCAUGCCAGAGGACAUCUCCUAUCCGAACCAGGGAUUGCCAAGCUUGAAUUCCAUCGCCUGUUCUGGUUCGUUAGUCCCGUACAGUACAGUCGGCCGCAUUUACGUUAUUUGAUAGAAUCUCUAAACAUCCAUCAUCAUGUGACCCGAAACUUUGUUACUGGAAAGUUUAUUGGAAAAAAGUUGUGGCGUUUUCUUUUCUAUAGAGUUAAGAGCGCAAAAGACACACUCUUCGAGUCUCGUUCUUUCCGGCCGCCGACUUUCCAAUGCCGUUCGUUCUCCUGUCCGACUCCUCCAACCCAACCCUCUCACUCCUUAUCCGCGAUUGCGAUUUCUCAAAACACACGUUCCAGAUGUAAUCACGUCUUUUGGUAUAUGGUCGGUAUUGGAUUGGCCAACGCACAACCGCACCCACUGCUAUCUACUAGAAAGAGGGGUAACGAGCCGUAA